Molecule: messenger RNA, 1430 nt
Organism: Vitis riparia (riverbank grape)
Lineage: Eukaryota; Viridiplantae; Streptophyta; Magnoliopsida; Vitales; Vitaceae
Product: thaumatin-like protein
Exons: 2
Coding region: 35-1309 (424 amino acids)
Biological process (GO): defense response
Cellular component (GO): extracellular region
Source: RefSeq, a predicted model, not a curated record
UCCAACCAUCAAGCCUAUCUUCCGAUCCUCAACAAUGGGCCUCUGCAAAAUCCUCUCCAUUUCCUCAUUCCUUCUCACCACCCUAUUCUUCACCUCCAGCUAUGCAGCCACCUUCAACAUCCAAAACCAUUGCUCCUACACGGUUUGGGCUGCGGCAGUCCCAGGCGGGGGCAUGCAGCUUGGCUCAGGCCAAUCCUGGAGCCUCAAUGUGAAUGCCGGCACCACUGGAGGCCGUGUUUGGGCCCGUACCAACUGCAACUUCGAUGCGUCAGGGAAUGGGAAGUGUGAGACCGGGGACUGUGGUGGCCUCCUCCAAUGCACGGCCUAUGGUACACCCCCUAACACCUUAGCCGAAUUCGCACUUAACCAAUACAGCAACUUGGACUUCUUUGAUAUAUCUUUGGUUGAUGGAUUUAAUGUGCCUAUGACCUUUAGUCCUACUUCCAAUGGGUGCACCCGAGGUAUCAGUUGCACCGCCAACAUCGUGGGAGAGUGCCCCGCUGCGCUAAAGACUACCGGUGGUUGCAACAACCCAUGCACCGUUUUCAAGACCGAUGAAUAUUGUUGCAAUUCUGGGAGCUGUAGUGCUACAGAUUACUCAAGGUUUUUCAAGACUAGGUGCCCUGAUGCUUAUAGCUACCCUAAGGACGAUCAGACAAGCACCUUCACAUGCCCUGCCGGUACCAAUUAUGAAGUUAUCUUCUGCCCCACUUUCGAAAUCCGAAACAGCUGCCCCUACACCGUCUGGGCAGCCGCAGUACCCGGCGGCGGAAGGCAACUCGACCAAGGCCAGACCUGGAACCUUUCAGUGAGCUCCAACAUAACGGGCCGCAUCUGGGGCAGAACCAAGUGCAGCUUCGAUGAAGCCGGAAGGGGGAGCUGCGAGUCCGGUGGAUGUGGAGGCCUCCUUGAAUGCCAAGAAUAUGGUUCACCGCCCAACACCAUUGCCGAGUACACCCUAAACCAAUCCAACAAAACUGAUUUAUUCGAUGUUUCUCUGGUGGAUGGAUUCAACCUUCCAAUGGAGUUUAGCCCAACUUCUGAUGGGUGCAGAGGGGCCAAUUGUACAGGCGACAUUAACGGGCCGUGCCCAAAUGAGUUGAGGGACCUGGGUGGGUGUAACAACCCAUGUACCGUUUUCAAAAAUUCUCAGUACUGUUGCACGUCCGGGAUCUGUGGCCCUACAACUUACUCCGAGUUUUUCAAGGAUAGGUGCCCAAAUGCAUACAGUUACCCUGAGGAUGAUGAUUCAACCAGUUUGUUUACCUGCUCCACUGGCUCUAACUAUCGUGUAGUCUUCUGCCCUUGAAUUAUGGGUUGCUAUUCAUUGUUUGAAGAAUUUUCUGAAUUGCCGUGUAAUUUUAUGCUAUGAGGGUAUUUCUUCCUAAGUUUUGUUCGAUGACCCAUUGAAAUAAAUACUCGAUAACUUC